UGAUUUUUUCCAGUAUGUACGGUGCAUCGGGCGCAGCGCCGCGGGAGGCGCGGGGGCGUGCGCGCGAGCGCCCUGACGUGCUCCCUGCGCCCGCGCCGCUGGGCGAGCCGCCGCCGCCGACGCUGCCCCGCCCGGGCAAGGACAGUGUCGCGCGGCUCACGCUCACCGGACUGUCUUAUGUUGUUACCGCGGUGACGCGACGCUCACGGCAGUCGACGUCAGCGCAAUGGUCGCGCUCGUUUCGCGCGAGCGCGGCGUCUCCUCAAGACGACGUUGACGUGGAUGACGUGUUCUUCACGCCGCCGACGUCGACGACGCCGCUCCAGCACCACGAGGAGGAGAAUGUUGAAAGUAAAGGAGCCCGAUCUCCUCUAGGGUCGGGAGGGGUGGAGUACAGAAGGCCGGAGAGGAGUGUGUCAUGGGGUGCGGGUGGAGUCAGGAUACACAGUCCCAUGCUUGAACCUUUGGCUGAUAAUUCCAAUCGCAGGCAGUUCGGGAUGGGAGUGGUCGGCAGAUUUUUCCG
Messenger RNA from Manduca sexta (tobacco hornworm), 523 nucleotides. RefSeq lists its product as uncharacterized. The record is from RefSeq and is a predicted model, not a curated record. Lineage: Eukaryota; Metazoa; Arthropoda; Insecta; Lepidoptera; Sphingidae. The transcript has 3 exons. The annotation marks the transcript as partial.